CACCACGUCCUACUGUCUUAUAUGCACUCCCUUGUCCUUGCCGACUCCCGCAAGGUUAUUGGUCAACCUUUAAAUGAUCGUACUCCGCCUUGCCUCCCAUUCAGCUCUUUAGAACGAGGUUCACGAGGUUCAAUGGCCGGUGACCUGGUAGAUUCCAUGAUAGAGGGUAGGAUUGUCCUAGAAAAGGUGAAUGCCCUAGAGGGCAGAAUGAGAUAUCAGAUCGAAAAACUUGUCCGGGCCGCGGAAGACACCAGCCAAGGAGUUGUUGAUGGUACGUGGGCCUUGAAAACUGCCGAGGGCAAAUCAGCUCAUUGUGGACUACCCAGACCCUCUCGCAUUCAGACCAAACCCUCAAAACCUCGAGAACGGGAACAUGAGCAGCGACCAAGAUGAUGGUGAUGAAGAAAAUGACAGCCAUGAUCGGGACGGUAUAUACCGCCCCCCUAAGCUUGCUCCUGUGCCCUAUACCGAGUCCAGCAAAGACAAACGUGCGCGCCGUGCGCCAAUCCCUGCUGCCCUUUCCUCUUUGGCCCACCUUGACCCUUCCCGUCCAUUCGUGGAAUCCACGUCGGGCUUGGGCGCCACUCCAUCGAUGCAAAGCACCCGUGCACGGGAGAUCCAGCGCAUGACGGAGUUUGAGGAAGAGAAUAUGACACGCUUGGUGCUGAAGAAGAAGGAUGAUAAGAGGAGGCGAAAAGAUGAAGAGGAUAUUGCACUCGGUGGAACAGGUGGGAUCGUCGGAAGACGGCGUGGCGGGGGCUUGGAAGACGAGUUCUCUGACGUGCUUAGAUCUGUCGGACGGACGCGCAUGGGCGCGGUCGGGGACGGUUACGAGGAGCUGAGGACGAAAGGAAGGAAGCAGGAUGCGCUGUCGAGGGCAAGGACUCGGGGACGAGAUGAAGUUGAUGGGCCUGGAGGUGAUGAGCAGAGACAAAGAAAGAGGAGCCGGUUCGAGAAGGAAGUGCGUGUUGCGAAGAAACGGAUGUCUGCCAAGAACAAAAAGUAGUUUCAGAGUCCAGACUUCACAUAUUCAUAGCUUCAUAUACAAAAACAUUAGGAUAUCGAAAGUCUACCUGCGGCGACACAGAGCAAAAAUCUAUCAGAUCUACACGGUGUGCACACAUUCACUUUUGUCCCCUUCGGGGUGACAUGCG
Heterobasidion irregulare TC 32-1 is the source of this 1154-nucleotide messenger RNA. RefSeq lists its product as uncharacterized. The record is from RefSeq and is a predicted model, not a curated record. Lineage: Eukaryota; Fungi; Basidiomycota; Agaricomycetes; Russulales; Bondarzewiaceae. The transcript has 2 exons. The coding region runs from base 374 to 1006 and encodes 210 amino acids.